Molecule: messenger RNA, 5953 nt
Organism: Mercenaria mercenaria
Lineage: Eukaryota; Metazoa; Mollusca; Bivalvia; Venerida; Veneridae
Exons: 7
Coding region: 902-2560 (552 amino acids)
Biological process (GO): protein ubiquitination; Notch signaling pathway
Source: RefSeq, a predicted model, not a curated record
AGAUGACCUAGUAUCUUAUUCCUUCAAGCUAUGCUUAAAUGUUACAACAUAAAGUCUCCUAGGAUGGGACUAAUUUCCUCUAUAUGGGUAAAAGCUUCUACUAAGCUGUUGUCCAAAAUUCAAUCUCAGAGGUCAUCAUUCUCUCAUCUCUUAACCCCUUCCUUUCCCUACACACUCACAAUUUAUCUGUCGUAUUAGUUAAAUGGAAACUUUUAUUUAAAAUGUUAUCGUCAGAAAACAUUGGCCCUAUUUCAAAAUAAUUUCACAGAUAUAUUCUUUCCGUGACCAAAACUGUUCAAGCAAGCUUUGCAAAUCAGAUGGGCCAUCAUGGCCCUUCUGUAAAAGAUAGACGUGUACUAUGUUAAGAAGUCUGGAUAGAAAGAAAAAGAAUUUUCAUGACUUUUUUUUCGAAAAUGUUUUUGCAUUAUAUAAAAUAUAUUUUGUAGUUUGUAUGACAUGAAAUAUAACACGAGCACAGGUUACAACGGCCACGCUCCAAGUAUCACAAAAAUAACCAAACCACACAUUGAAUCAGAUUUCUUGAAUAACAAAAAGCGAAAAUCAAAAUGUCUGUCUACAAGUUGCAGGAUUUAAAUAAUUGUCAUAUGUGGAGUAGGCUUUUUAAAGUCACCUUUGAUUCCAAAAGAAACAACUGAUAAAGAAAUAUAAUAUCUCUUCUUUACAUUUAUGCAGGCAAAUUUCAGGACUAUUUUAACUGUGUUUGAUAAUUUUAUCAGGUCCUCUAAAAGUGUCUACUGUAGUGUGCACUACUGCCGGAAAUCUGCACUUCAAGUUUGUUCUACAUGCAGUCUGUCCACGUUGGUCAGAAUACAAACCAAUUACAGAGGGUAGCUUGCUGCAGUGUUCAGACGAUCUGAGACAUACAAUCACAAGUUGUUUGAUGAUGGCAGAAAGUAAACAACUUGAAUCCAUCGUGAUGUCAACUAUUAGUUCCGGUGCGUUUGGAGUCCCAAGAGAGAUUUGCGCAGAGCAGUAUGCAAGGGCAAUACUUGAAUUCGGCGGCAAAAAUAAAUCAUUACGUGAAAUUCACAUCGUCGACAAUAAUCACGAAAUGAUUGACAUUGUCCACAAAACAUUUUCCACCAUGAUCAAUGAAAGAAAACCCACACCAUUCACACUAAGUGUUUAUGUGGAACAGUCAGCGGGACAAGCCACUUUGACAGAUGAAGGGAACAAGAAUACUGAUAAUAGAAGAAACUUCAAGUGUACGGGAAGGGACAGACCAAACUCUACCACAGAUUUUAUUAGGAAAGAAUUGUUGUACAAAUCUUUUGGGGAUAAAUUGGUAUGUUCAUUUGCUUCGUCUUACGAAGUUCAAGUGUAUGCUGGAAAUAUAUUGCACCUUGAUGGUAUCCCUGCUAUAGUGUGCAGCGAAACAAGUAAGGGAGAUGCCAAAGGAAAUAUAUCAAAAUUUUUGUUGGAAAACGGGGGUUCGGAGUAUAGACGUAAUAAAGAAACGCAAUUUGGAAGUCAUCGAAACAUUGGCGAAGUAAUUACCACAAAAGGCGGAAGAAACAAAUACAAUUGGAUAAUACAUGCGCUUGCCUCCAAAGAAGAUCUGAAUAUACUCGCCUGUUUAUACAGACGGGUAUUCGAAGAGGCGAAGACAAGAGAACUUCAUGCCAUUGCUUUACCAUUGCUUGGAACUGCAGGUGAAAUUAUAGGUCCAGUGGGUAGUACACAGACGUUGUUUAAUGAAUGGAUCCAGUUUUGUCAAAAGAACACGAAGUUCGGGCUCACAUUACAUUUGGUGAUAAAUGAAGAGGUCAUUGCUAAUAUAGUGAAAGAUGUUUUCAAACGAUGCAUUGAUGAAAUGAAACAGAAAAUCAACGACACCGACAGGGUUCAUUUGCCUAAAGAGCAGAGUACAAAGCCAAGCAGUGAAGUUGUAAAUGAGAAUCUAGCAGCUGCAGACGAAAACUGUGUCAUCUGUAUGGACAAAGUCACCGAUGCAAAGAAACUGAAAUGUGGACAUACAUUUUGCACAGAAUGUAUAGAAGGCUAUUUUCGUGUAAAGAAUGUAUGCCUGACAUGUGGGAAAGUUUGCGGCACAAUUACAGGGGACCAGCCAGACGGAAUAAUGAUAAUUGGUAAACAGCUAUCGAGUGUUGCAGGAUUCGAAAAAUACAAAAGCAUCGCCAUCACUUACUGCUUCAGUGACGGAAAACAAUGGAGUGUCCACCCUCGGCCAGGAGAGCCUUACAAAGGUAUAAGACGUAGUGCAUAUUUACCUGAUAACAAAGAAGGCAGGAGGAUAUGUGCAAUGUUGAAGAUAGCUUUUACGCGGCGAUUGGUCUUCACGAUUGGAACUUCAAGGACCACCGGCAAGGAAUGUGUGAUAACUUGGAAUGAUAUACACCACAAAACAGACAUGAGACCAAAUACACAGUUCGGUUAUCCUGACGAGACAUACCUACAGAGAGUACGUGAGGAACUAGAAGCCAAAGGUGUUACUCGGCAAGAUGUCGAGACGGAAUUAAUCGAAGAAUUAAAAGAUGAUUAUUUCAAGAAAACCUUUACGACAAACACGAAAUUAUAACUGUUUAUGAAUAUUCAACUGGAAAUAUGUUUUAGGGGUAUAUGUAAAAUACAGAAGCGAGGCCAAGUUCUGUUUUAUCUUCAAGGGUAUUUCCCUGCAUUUCCCUGCAUUACCUGGGACCCGUUUCAUGAAGCUUACUUAGGACAAAGUAAAACUUAGGACUUACGAACAUCAUAUAAAGAAGUUAAAUGUUAACUACAUUGCAUUUGGCUUUUGUUAAUAUAUCAGCCAAAGAAAAUUAAGAUAAAUCUGUCUUAAAGUUGAUUUUAUGACACCUUUUUAUAAAGAUACAAGUCAUAAUCUAUAAAAAUUACGUGUGUUAAAAUUCCUUACUUCGGAGAGAAAACAGAAGAGAGUGAAACUCAUGCACUUUUAUGAAACGAUCUUAUGUCAAUAUCCUUAUGCGGUAUACAAAAGCAUAGUUCUACUCCAAUGUUUGAGCGAAAUGUCAAAAAAAAAAAGAAUAUGUGCCGUAUGUCUUUAAUACUAUGCAAUAGUAAUAUGAUGUGCUAGCCUCUGUUUCAAGUCCUCGACUUGACAGGUUAUGAAAGUUAUACAUAAGGUAGACUUAGACUCAUUGUUAUUUUUAUAUGAAAUAGAGUAUAGAGAUAACGCAUGUUUUUUUCCUGUUUUAACAUCCUCAGAAUCCCGAAGGAUUGGUUGGUGCCCGAGCGGGGUAGAGCGAGUGUUCCAACGAUUCCCUAUGAAUUCUGAAGAUAUUUUAACAUGAAAUGAACAUGCGCAAACGCUAUUCUAGCAUAAAACGCGUAAUGACUAAUAAAUGAACAUAUUGUCCCUCAGUGUCAUUAAAUUUCCACGACACGGGAAUGUCUGCGUUUUUUUCCAAUGACGUUAUUUCCUAUCGAAUUAUACGUUUUGGGGCCGUAAUACGUUUUUGCUUUGCCACGGAAUGUGCAUAUAUAAAAAGGUGUUUUAACAGAAUGUGAGCGCGGGAAUCUGUCUGUCAAAACUCGUUAAACACCCCUGAAAAGCGAUAAGAACAGCAAUUUCAUGCUAGAAUUCCACACAAUCUAUGAGGGACGUUACGCGUUUCAUCAUUUCUUAUAAACCUAUGCUUUCAAAAGAUCUUUGUGUAGGGUUCUCGUCAGGCUAUUAUCGCAUCUUUACACCCAAAUUGCAGUUUAUCUUCUAAUUUGGCAUAAACAGUUGCUGUGACAAGGCUACGUGUCUGUUGCAGAAUUAAGACUCGUAGCUCAAAAUUAGGUUUGACAGAUUUUACGUUUAUCUUUUUUAUUUUUUAUUUAUAUAUAUAUAUAUUUUUUUUUUUUUUGGAAAAUCGUGUUCGGCAAAUUACAUCAGCUUUGUACUUAAGAAAAGGUAUUACGGCUUAAUUAAAAUCAUUACAUCAAAGAGUUUCAGUUUUUCAUUAUUUUCAUUUGUCUUGACAGCUAACGGUGAAUAAAAUUAAAUCUACGUUGAGAUGAAAUUUGACAAAGGUAAGGUUCAUGUAAAGUGUUUUGAAACUGUCCCUCGUGUGAUUUUUCGUUUCAUGUUUUUACACCACAUAAGCAACAUCUAGUUCAAAUAUUUUAGAUAAACAACGCUCAAAUUCCGUUUCAUCCCUUUACUGUUUUUGCCAUAUUGGCUUUAUAUUUUGAAGGCAUUCUAAUAUCAGAAUUCUUAUGUUUUUGACUAGCUAAAAUGCGGCUUUCAUUUGUUCUUUGUUUGAGAUGAAAGACAGAAAUAGAUAAGAUUAAGACAAUAAAAGAUUUAUUUUUACUAAUUGUCACCGUCUCGUAAUGCUAAUUAUAACAAAGUUUGUUGAAACGCGCGUGUAGACUUACUUUUAAAUGGAUUUUUAUUCCCUAUUUUAGCAUUAAUUACAUUUCUGAUUAUUUUUCUUUCUUUUAGAAUUAUUAUUUCUGUUUCAUAUUCUCUUCAUUAUAUUUUCUAUGAAGUUGUUGUGUUGUAAAUUAGCAGCGACAUACAUAAUGCAAUCAUUUGUAAAUAAUAUAUAUUAGUAUUUUUGUCUAAGGCAUAUCUUUUAGUAACCAUAGUAAAAUGUGUCACAACUGAAGAAUAUAAAAUAAGUAAAAUAUAUAGGAAAAUGUUUUGUAUAAAUCGGUAAAAUACGCCGCAAUUACAGUUCGAACCUAUAUAAGCUUGUUGUAGACUAAAGUAUGGGAUAACCUCCCUCCCAACUGCGCAAAUGGUCUGAUCACAGUCAAUUUAUUUCAGUAUCAAACUUUAUAUAAUAUACACGUAACAUCACUUCGGUGGAACUGUUGGUUGUAUAGUGUAUCCGACAGGUAGUUAAGUGGCCAUUCAUCUUUGGGCAAUCGACGUACUUUGUUAGUAUAAUAUUAAAGUCAAAUGGCAGCUUUAAGUAUUUAUGAUACAUUGUUUCAAAUAAUUCCAAUUUUUGAAGGAACUGACCUCCAGAUCGUACGACGACAACAAAAAAAAAGAGAAUCUAUUGAUAUCAGGAAAUUAUUACCAUAUUUUAUAAGACUUUGAAAUUUAGUGACUGGCAUUUUAUAUGUUAUGGAAACAAAGGAAUUAGUUGUUUCACAAAGUUUUCUAUUCAAAAUUAUAAAGUCUUUGUUACGGGGUUCAGGAGGUAAACUGCCUUAAUUUAUAUAAAUCUUUAUAUUUAAUGACCGGCAAGUACGUAUAAAAUUUGGUGUGCUGGAAAGUUUUUUAUUGCCGCCGCGGACCCCGUUCGAUUUCCGACACUCGGGCGUGUAUUUUGGCCUGAUUUGGCAUUUUAAGAUAGUUUAGAAACAAAAUAUCACGUUCUUAUGUUUAAAAUAUGAACAAACUUAUAAAGAAAGAUCACUUUAGCCAAAAUCUGGAGGUCAAUGCCUUUAAACGUUUUAUUUAAUGUGACGAACUGUAGGUUUGAUUUUCUAUCAAGCAUUUGCGCUAAUCUUGAUGCAUUUAAUCAUUAUGGUAUUGAAUACAUAAUGUAUAAAGUUUGUACGACGGGUAUGUUAUUUGUAUUGAUGGUGGGUUUUGUGGUGUAUGGUUAAUGUACAUGACUCUAUCCACACAGAUCACAGAGUGCUUGUUACUAAAUAAUAAAAGUAUUAUACACCGAUUUGGUCUUCUCUGUAUCUUAAGUAUACAGUGUGAGUUGAGAUCAACCGAUCAUUUCAUGUUAUAAAGCAGCUGAUACCGAGAUGAUAUUCGACAGAUAGUGUUAAUGAAAUGAAUGGGUUUAUAUGGUUCAGUGUUUAGAAUAAUUUUUGUUGGUGGUUUUUUGUUGUUGUUGUUUUAUUAAAGUUAAAAUAGACAUAAUGGUUUAAGUAAGGAAUGUCUCGUGCAUUAGUAUUCACUAAUCUAUUGUUAAUCGUGCGUGGCAUGUAUAUUAAGGAAUGUUUUUGUUCAUAGAACAUAAUUGUCAAUAAAUUAAUUGUUUUUCUCCUCAAA